Molecule: messenger RNA, 960 nt
Organism: Boeremia exigua
Lineage: Eukaryota; Fungi; Ascomycota; Dothideomycetes; Pleosporales; Didymellaceae
Exons: 1
Coding region: 1-960 (319 amino acids)
Source: RefSeq, a predicted model, not a curated record
AUGAGCAGAGCAAACAUAUCAACAGUGGCGGAAUUUCCUUCCGGUGUCUUUGCUGAGAACCUGGUUGUUCGCUAUGACAGCUCUAUCCUCGUCACCGACCCAGCAGCGAAGCAAAUCCACUUUGUCCCCAAUCAGAUCAACAAAAUUUCGACACCUGUGGCCCUUCUUCGUUUUGAGCAGUCACCGAUGGGUAUUGUACAGGUCCGACCCGACAUCAUUUACGUUACGACAAGCACCCCUUUCGACUUCAACAGCACUAAAACCUUAUGGCGCAUUGACAUGCGUGGUUACGAACCUGGAGCGCCAGCCCCCAUACCUACAUCCGUUUUCGAGUUCCCACCAGAAGCACUCUUUCUAAACGGUCUGACGAUGCUUUCGCCCUCCGUUCUACUAUGCGCAGAUUCCCGUUCAGACCUAAUCUGGCGCAUCGACUUGCCAGAAAGAGGAACCAAAGCGUCAUUACGUGUCUGGCUCAAGCAUGAUAUGCUUGCGUACAGCACAGCCCCGGGUAAAGAAGACGUUCCAGGAGUGAAUGGGCUACAGGUGGAUGGGCACAAAAAUUAUCUGUACUUCACCAACACAGCACAGCUAAUAUUUGGUCGCGUUCGCUUUCACCCUUCGACGCUCGAUCCUAUUGACGAACCUAUUCAUGUUACGGAUCGCUGGAUGCAGGCUGAUGACUUCAUUCUUGACAAGGUGGCGGGACUGGCAUACGUCACGACUCAUCGACAGAAUAGCAUCGUGCGCGUUGACCUGAACACCGGUGUUAAUUCAACUGUCGUUGGGGAUCCUCUCAAUCUAGAAUUAAUAGGUCCGACUGCAGGCUCUUGGGGCCCAAAGCGGCGAGAUUACGGUAAAGUAGCAUAUUUUGUUACUGAUGGCGGAUUCAAAAACCCAUUUAAUGGCAAUGUAAGGGAAUCAAGAGUUGUAAAAGUUGUAUUCCCCACAGGAAACUUGUAG